AUGCAGUUAACAAAGUAUCAUUGCGCAGAACACGAUAAUAGACAACAUGAGUUUAUUUGUUAUCAAUGUAAUAGUUUGAUGUGUUCAAGAUGCAUAGUGACCCACAGCAACGAACACCCUGAUCAUUCACUACAAUAUGAACAUAUCGACGACAUCAGACAAUCUUUAAAUAAUUUAUAUCCAACAGACUCUGAUAAUAACAACAACACCAAUAAUAAUAAUAAUAAUAAUGAUACAGAGAGUAAAUUCAAUAAAAAUGUAAGAUUUACAAUCAAUUCAUUGUGGAGAUCAUUAAAAACAUCUUCAUCGAAAUAUCAAUCAUUAUCAACAUCAGAAAGUGAUAUCACACAACACUUUGAUCAGUUACGUCAGUAUAUAAAUAAUGAAGAGCAAAAAUUAAAACAAUCAAUCACCAACGAUAAAGAUACAGUAUUUAAUCAAAUGGAUAAUGAUUUAAAUCAUUUGAAACAUAUUGUUAAUAUCGUUAGUCUAAAUAAUAAAUUACAAAACGAUAAUAAUAAUAAUCAAUGUAAAGAGGAAGAAGAAGAAGAAGAUGUCAAUACUUCAGCAAUGAUCGAAUCAAUAGCAUCCAGUUCAUCAGUACAAUCAUUCAUCAAAGACAAUAGACAAUCUUUACAACUGGUCAGUCAAAGUAAUAAUGAUAUCGAGGAUAGUCUCAGACAAAACAAUAAUUCAAAAUCAACAUUAUUAUUAGAUGUUAUUUAUAACUAUAAUAAUCAAUUCAAAACAAAAACAACAGAUAACAAAAAUAAUAAUAAUAAUCUAGUAUCUUCAUAUGAAGUAACAACAAAACCAAUUGAUUUCGAACCAUUGAAUUCAAUGAUCGAACAAUCAAUCAAACUUACAAAAAUAGAACCUUCAACCUAUAUUCUAUCAACACACAGAGCAAAAGGAGCAACACUCAUCAACCUAUCCAAUAACAGCACCGCCGAAGAAAUCAAAGCCGAUUUCGAUUUCUUUGGUACAUUCCAAUCAGUGGUUACCGUUGGUGAAUAUAUCUAUAUAUUCGGUCCGGGUGACAAUCCAAACAAAUGGAUGAAAUUCUCGAUUAAAACGAAAUCCAUUGAACAUAUCGGUGAAAUCGAGGGAGAAGACCACUGUUUUUACAAAUCGGUUUGCUACGACGGCCUAGAUCAUAUUUAUUUGAUAAGUGGCCGAGAGUUCAGUGAAUCCGACCAGACCUACUCUGCCAGAAUGGAUAGACUCAACAUCAAUACAAUGAAAAUCGAAAGAUGUCCAGAUCUUCCGGAGCUCUGUGGUUACCAAGUAUCUUCGAUGAUCUACAACGGUCAGCUAUACUCAUUGAGUAUGAAAAACAGUUGGUUGUAUCAAUACGAUUUGGCAACCAGCAAAGCAUUACCAGAGUAUUAUAAUUAUAUAAAGGCAUUCUCAGCAUGCCACGACAACAAUGGUAAUUUCUAUAUUUUCGAUGAAGAAGAAAAAAGAUUCGCCAGAUUCAACGUUGAAACCAAAGAAGUAACCGAACUCAGCUUUGUUGAACCCCACGAUGCUUAUUUGAUGUACCAUAGAGAAUCACCAACAUCAAGCUUUAUCUAUUCGAUGGGUGGUAAUCAUGGUAAUUUCAAAUAUUCGAUAGAGGAGAACCGAUCCGAACCAUUCUAUCCAAAUGACAAAUUAGAUAGAAUUUGUUGUGCGUCUGCAGUAAUUAAAUUUUAA
Messenger RNA from Heterostelium album PN500, 1698 nucleotides. RefSeq lists its product as uncharacterized. Bases 1 to 1698 code for a protein of 565 amino acids. Gene Ontology annotation, molecular function: zinc ion binding; protein binding. The transcript has a single exon. Lineage: Eukaryota; Evosea; Eumycetozoa; Acytosteliales; Acytosteliaceae. The record is from RefSeq and is a predicted model, not a curated record.